Molecule: messenger RNA, 2034 nt
Organism: Thlaspi arvense
Lineage: Eukaryota; Viridiplantae; Streptophyta; Magnoliopsida; Brassicales; Brassicaceae
Source: the annotation of a GenBank genome assembly
UUUCUAUCCACAGUGGUAUGCAAAAAGUGAAAGGGUAUUUUCGGCAUAUAAGCUUUUGUCGUUUGGCUUUGGCGUGGAAGCUCAGCCUUUCUGCGGAGAACGGAAAAAAUGUCUCUUUCUUCUCAAAGAACAAUCUUUUUCUCUUCUGUGUUUGCUUCUUGAAAAAUUUCCCGGAAAAAAACUCAAAUUUACCUCAAUCAGAUCUUGAAUUUGAGCUGUGUAAACAAGGGUCUGAGUGAUUUAGAGUCUUAGGGUUUCGUAACAGCGAAAUGUUGGUGCAGAGAAGAGUAAUGAGCUGGAGAAGAGUCUGGAAGUCGUUUCAAGCGGUUUCCGCUCAUGGUUUGCUCUUCUCCUUCACGCUUCUUCUCGCUCUCAAGCUUGAUCAUGUCGUUUCUCAUUCAUGGUGGUUUAUAUUUACGCCCCUGUGGCUAUUUCAUGCUGUGAUUGCUCGCGGUAGAUUUUCACUGCCUGCUCCAUCAAUGCCUCAUGAUCGACAUUGGGCUCCUUUUCACUCGGUCAUGGCAACGCCACUGCUUGUUGCUUUCGAGAUCCUGCUCUGUGUUCAUCUUGAAGAUAAAUAUGUUGUUGACUUAAAGAUUGUCUUCUUACCGUUGCUUGCAUUCGAGGUAGCGAUUUUGGUAGAUAAUGUCAGAAUGUGCAGGACACUCAUGCCUGGAGAUGAGGAAACUAUGAGUGAUGAAGCCAUAUGGGAAACGCUUCCCCACUUCUGGGUUUCCAUAUCUAUGGUUUUCUUCAUUGCCGCCACAACCUUCACUCUUCUUAAAUUAUGUGAAUCAAAUGCUUACUCUCGUUACUAUUGUUCUGUUUCGACAUCUUUUUAUCUUGAUAUUGCUAUUGCUGCCAAGUCUCAGUCUGCUUCUGAAUCUAUUAUGUCUCGUGCCUUAUAUAGAAUAGCAGAGUGCUUUGCGUUUCUUGUCUGUACAAAGUGGAGCAAUCAGUCAAUCCACAGGUAUUCACAUAUACCGGAACCUAGCUCGUCUUCGAUGGUAGUAAGAUACCUGGACUGGAACAGAGGUUUGGUUGUAACCGAUGACGAGGAGCAUCAGCAGAGCAACAGAAUAUGCGGUCUCCAAGAUAUUGGUGGACAUGUUAUGAAGAUCCCAUUCAUUACCUUUCAAAUUAUCCUUUUCAUGCGCUUAGAGGGAACUCCCGCUUCAGCCAAAAACAUUCCGAUUUUAGUUCUGUUUGUACCUCUUUUCCUGCUACAAGGAGCUGGUGUGAUCUUUGCUACAUAUAGAUUGGUGGAGAAGUCUUUCUUGUUGAUAUCUAGUGGUGGCGGCUCUUAUGGAAGAUAUUUCACUGCGACAUCAUCAGCUCGUGAGUUUCUAGGGUUUUUUCAACAUGGUGCAAGAUUACUUGGAUGGUGGUCUAUCGAUGAAGGAAGCAGAGAGGAACAAGCUAGGCUCUACUCUGGAGAAGCUACCGGAUACAACACAUUCUCACCAGAGGUUGUGAAGAAAAUGCCAAAGUCUGAUCUUGUUGAAGAGAUAUGGAGACUCCAAGCUGCAUUAAGUGAGCAAACAGAUAUCACCACUUAUAGCCAGCAAGAGUACGAGAAGCUUCAAAAUGAGAAGAUUCUUUGCAGAGUUUGCUUUGAAGAUCCUAUCAAUGUGGUUCUACUCCCAUGUAGACAUCACGUCCUCUGCAGUACGUGCUGCGAGAAAUGCAAGAAAUGUCCGAUAUGUCGUGUCCUGAUCGAGGAACGUAUGCCUGUAUAUGAUGUGUAGUAGAUUUCAGACGACCAUAAUGAAGAUUUAUUUUCUUCUCUCUUUUGUUGCUUGUUUGGUUUUUUAUUAGUGAUAAAGCAAGCAUUUAUAUAUAUAUAUAUAUAUAUAUAUAUACACUAUAUGUUAGUAUGUUACAAACUUGAAACGGAAAACCCAAUUUGUUUUCCAGUAGAUGUAGAUAAUAUUUGUAAAACCAUCGUAUAUGUCAUAAACCUUUGUUUCUCCUUUCUCUUCAUUUGUAAACAAACUUACGAGUUACUUCGAGACUAGUUCCUUUACUUCGAAA